Molecule: messenger RNA, 1268 nt
Organism: Carica papaya (papaya)
Lineage: Eukaryota; Viridiplantae; Streptophyta; Magnoliopsida; Brassicales; Caricaceae
Product: putative transcription factor At5g61620
Biological process (GO): response to gibberellin; response to ethylene
Molecular function (GO): DNA binding
Source: RefSeq, a predicted model, not a curated record
AUGGUGAAAGAAUCACCGAGAAAGUGUGGCCGUCGUUGGCUAUAUGGUCACAACUCAAGGACUUGCAAAGGCAAUGGCGGCGAAAAUAGUUCUUUCAGGCUAUUUGGUGCGGAUACAGUGGAAAAUAAAGAACCCGCCAUUGUCAAGAAGAGUCAGAGCUCUGGAGAUCUGCAACAUCUCGUUGGCAAACAUGAUGCUACUGAUUGUGGGUAUUCCUCAGAUAGCCAAAUUAAUUCCAAGAAAAGAACACAAAGAAAGAAGGGAGAUCCAUGGAGAGAGGAGGAGGGACAUCGUUUAUUUUUAGCUGGUUUGGAAAAGAUGGGGAAAGGUGACUGGAUAGGAAUUUCAAAGAAAUUUGUCAAGACUAGAACACGAACCCAGAUUGCUAGCCAUGCCCAGAAUUAUUUUCACAGACUGGCUUUAGAAGAUAAGAGCAAACGAAGAGCAAUUAUCUUCGAUAUCUCCCUAGAACAAUCUGAACCAAACGUUGAAGACUCUUCGCAUGGAACUCCAGAAUCUCUGCCACAAGUUAAUGAAGGAAUGCCAGUUAUGGAAGCGGCUAAUGCAGGAUCAACUCCCAUGCAAUCAGCUACUACAGUCGAAGUUACACAGCAGGCUAGUGAUAAUCCACCAAUUGGAGUGCCGACCCAUUUCCCACUCCUUGCUCUGGGAAAUGAAGGAGGAAGGAUAUUGAUGACCUCACCAUCUCCAUUUGUGGCCGUAAUGAACUAUGGUAUACCUACAAGUUAUGUCCAGCUGGCCCAAAAGCUCACGGAACGUUGGUAGUCAUGGCCGUGCGGGUAUUCAACCAUCGGGUGUCCCUGCCCCAAUCUCAGCUGUGCCUGCAACUUCAGUAUCAUCUUCUACAGGAUCAGACCCUCUGCAGCUAACCCUGACUCGCAGUCAAGCAACACACCCAAAUGACGUCAUCAAUAUGCCCGAUAACAAAUGAUGUCUCCUGAGAUUUUUUUUGUUUUUUUCUUUCUUUCAAUUUCUUAAUUCUUGAACCUUAAUUCAGAUCGUAUUAGAUUACACGAUUGAAAGGCGAGGUUUAUGAAGGUCAAUAACAAGGGUAACUAGGAAUAGACCCAAAACCAUUUGGUGCUUACUAGCUGAUUAGUACAGUUUUGGAGCUCAAUGACAAGGUUAUCUACCAAAGGACCCAGAACCCAUUGGUGCUUACUAGCUGAUGAGUGUAUUUUAGAGGUUAAAGAUGUCAUUUCUUCGUUGACUCGUCAAUUAAUGAAAUGUGAUUCCCAAUUCUGUCC